CGCUCCGCUAACUUUUCCCCGCACAGCUCCGAGCAAAGUGGGCUCAAAAGGGUCUAUUCUUCACGGCGGAUGACAGCAAAAAGGGCAAAAAAAAGGGGGAAGUGAGGAACAAGUUGUCCUCUGAGACCGCUCCGGCUUUUCAUCAUCUUCUUCACUCUUCGAUGAUUGUGUGGGUCUAAGCGGUUCCUCCAAGGCAAGGUGAAUGUACAGCAUCAUGAUGGAGACGGACCUGCACUCCCCCAUGGUGCCGCAGACCAACCCGUCCAACCCGGGGGGACACGUGGGAGGAGGCGGUAAAGUCCCCCAGGAGAGAAUCAAGAGACCCAUGAACGCUUUCAUGGUGUGGUCCCGAGGCCAGCGACGGAAGAUGGCCCAGGAGAACCCAAAGAUGCACAACUCGGAGAUCAGCAAGCGGCUGGGGGCAGAGUGGAAGGUGAUGACCGAGGCGGAGAAGAGGCCCUUCAUUGACGAGGCCAAGCGGCUGCGGGCCAUGCACAUGAAGGAGCACCCGGACUACAAGUACCGCCCGCGGAGGAAGACCAAGACCCUGCUGAAGAAGGACAAGUACACGCUGGCCAGCGGACUCCUCGGCCACGCGGCGGGUGUGGGAAUGGGCGGCGGGCAGCGGCUGGAGAGCCCCGGCGGGGGGCACCUGGGGGCCAACGCGGGCUACGCCGCGCACGUCAACGGCUGGCCGAACAGCGCCUACUCCGGGCAGGUGGCGGCUGCGGCGGCUGCCGCUCACGCGAUGAUGCAAGAGGUGGCGUACACGCAACACCCGGGCCCCGGCGGUCACCCGCACCACCACGCGCACCAGCACCCCCACCAGCACCCGCACAACCCGCAGCCCGUGCACAGGUACGACAUGAGCGCCUUAUGUUACAGCCCCAUCUCGAACUCCCAGAGCUACAUGAGCGCCUCUCCGCCGGGCUACGGGGGCAUCUCCGGCUACACGCACCAGCACCAGAGCGCCGGCGUGUCCCCUGUGUCGGGGGCGCUUGGGGGAACUCUGGGACCCCUGGUGAAGUCCGAGCCGAGCGCGAGCCCCCCGGUGUCCACGGCGCGAGCGACCUGCCCCUCGGGGGACCUGCGGGACAUGAUCAGCAUGUACUUGCCCACGGGUGAGGCGGCGGGAGACUCCUCCGUGCACGGCCGCCUGCACGUCCUCCACCCGCAGCACUACCAGGGCAGCAGCACGUCGGUGAACGGGACGGUUCCUCUGACGCACAUUUAAUGCUCUUACAUGUUGGAAAAGCACUGAACCGCAACCAAAUACUUUAAGAGGAGGUGGGCCGCUGCUGCUCGCGUGUAAAUUAAGGCGUUUCGAGCCAUAAAAAUGCAAUCACCCUGAACAAACUUUUUUUUCAUGUUAUUAUUUUUUGCCUCAACGCACACGCUGACUUAUUUGAUCUUAACAGCUUAUGCCAAGUUUUCACACCAUUUAAAUUAUAAUCCUGCAAGUCUGGUGCAUCAUGGGCUUUAUUUUUACGUUUGUGUGGAAUUGAAAGCGUGGAAAAUGUGUUUUUAAGCAAGUUCACAGGCAGCAUUUGAAAUUGAUUUCCAGUUUUAAUCCUUGUAAACACGUGGGUCUGUCGGUGUAAUUUGUUUCUUUUUUCUUUUUUGGGUUGUUGUAAGUAAAUCUUGUAAAUUGUGAAUAAAUAUUCCCACUGGAAA
Messenger RNA from Dunckerocampus dactyliophorus (ringed pipefish), 1674 nucleotides. RefSeq names its product SRY-box transcription factor 1b (gene sox1b). The coding region runs from base 203 to 1234 and encodes 343 amino acids. Lineage: Eukaryota; Metazoa; Chordata; Actinopteri; Syngnathiformes; Syngnathidae. The record is from RefSeq and is a predicted model, not a curated record. The transcript has a single exon. Gene Ontology annotation, molecular function: RNA polymerase II cis-regulatory region sequence-specific DNA binding; DNA-binding transcription factor activity, RNA polymerase II-specific. Gene Ontology annotation, biological process: cell differentiation; regulation of DNA-templated transcription; anatomical structure morphogenesis.